AUGCCCUAUCCGGGUGAGAGUGGUCUCGAAUCGCUGGGCUCAAACAAUUCAAUCGAAGAGGUUCAAGCCAUGCUCAAUGCUCGAUAUCCAGAUGCCUACGCGGUGUACAACUUGAGUGCGCGAACCUAUCGAUCCGAUCGGUGGUUUGAUGGCCGCGUCUCACACAGGGUUUUCGAACCGAAUCGUGCACCCGCUUUGCGCUCACUGAUGGAGCUCUGCCUGAACGCCCGAUUGUGGUUAAGCCAGAAACCGGAGAAUAUCUGUGUGAUUCACUGCACAGACGGACGGGCGUUGUCCGCGAUCUUGGUCUGUUCCCUGUUAUGUUUCUGUCGUCUGUUUGACAAUGUGUCGCCGGCACUGCAGCUGUUCUCAUCCAAACGGGGCAAUCCUCAUUUGUCCCCGUCACAAAUUCGUUAUAUCGAUUACGUAGCCCAACUGGCUCAUGGUCGUAUUUCUCCUCCACACCAACGUCCUUUGAAGUUGAUCAAACUGACUGUCGCUCCAGUGCCCACAUUUAACAAGUCUAAAUCCUACGUGUUGGAGGAUGGUAAAAUUGAAUUGUUACUCAAUGGAACUGCAGUAAUGGGUGAUCUAACUGUGGUGAUUUACCACUGUCGUUCAUCGUUUGCCGGUCGAAAUAAGAUCGCAUCGGUCAAAAUUGCCCAAUUUCAAUUGUAUACCGGUUUCUUGGAACCACAGCAGUCCGAGCUAAUCUACUUUAAAUCCGACUUGGACUGUUUGGACACCAGUAGCGGUUUCGGCGGUUUCACCAGUCGAUACGCGGAAAGUUUCAACAUCACACUGGAAUUUAUGGUCUCUCCGAAAGAGCGUCCACGACAAGGCAACAAUUUAGUCUAUCCGUGGGAAAUGAUGCCCGGUCCGGAUGCGCUUCGACCAGAUUUAUGCGUCUCCUCGGAGCAAGAAUUGCACGCAUUGCUGGCCGAUUUCGGUCGUUUCAAUAUUGACCGUACGACAUCGAAGCGAACUCCACCAGCCCGCCCAAAGCCAGCCAAUCGGCCUGCCAGCAGUAGCGCAUCCAAUACUAACUCCAGUGGUGCACCUUCUACGGAUGUUUCACAUAACCUCGUUGGUGAUCUGUCCAACGGCAGUCAACGGGAAUCGAACACAGAAGAACUCAUCGAAUCACAAGACAAACACCCGGGAGUCGAUUCACCUCAGUCUAAUUCAGUUCCGAAACUGGAAGAGACGACAUCGGAUGUCUGGUCUCCCGAAGGGGCGCAGUUGCCUGAGCACAACCCGGCGGAAGAUUCUACUCCGGUUGCUGACCUGCUUGGAUUUAAUUCUGCGAACCCGGAUCCUCUGAUCAGUCGUGGUUCACCGACACCUCCACCUCCCUUAGAACAAACCAAUGUACUUAUUGACGUCGACCUUGCUCCCACUCCCUCUGAUCCACUACCACAAACAACUCCAGACGUCUCCGCUUUAGUGGACGACUUUUUCAAUGUGACCACCAAUCCAGAUAUAGCCCCAUCAGACAAACCUUCCGGGAUGGACGGCGUAUCAGUGGAUAAUAAUUGGGCCGCAGCGUUUGAUCUACCCACCACGCACGUACCGUCCAGUUCAAACAAUCCAUUCGACAUUUUCGGUGACACGACCACCACUACCACUGGACCGAUUCCAGUUGUGGACGAUUUCAUGGCACCGCCACCUCCAUCCGUACCACCUAUCUCCAAAGUAUCUCCGAGUAACGGGGAUCCGCCGCACUUCGACGCAUGGUGGGCCGAAACCGGUCCCGGUCACAUGAGUUCCUCAGCUAGUGCAACCAACCUGACUGCUGGGUCCACAACGACAGCAGCGACAGUCGAUCCGUUUGCCAACCUGUCCAAUGUGUUCGGUCGACCGCACGACUCCAGUCGAUCUCGUUCAACCGCUGCAGGUCCCGCGUCAACCGCGGCCACUAGUGGCGGUUUCUCCGCUGGACCCAGUCCAGUACAUCGGCCAACUUCCACUGGUCAGUUGUUUUGCCUUCAUUGCAUUCAUACUUAUUUAUAA
This is a messenger RNA of Echinostoma caproni, 2013 nucleotides long. The record is from the annotation of a GenBank genome assembly. Lineage: Eukaryota; Metazoa; Platyhelminthes; Trematoda; Plagiorchiida; Echinostomatidae.